This is a messenger RNA of Magallana angulata, 1189 nucleotides long. RefSeq lists its product as uncharacterized. The record is from RefSeq and is a predicted model, not a curated record. Bases 123 to 899 code for a protein of 258 amino acids. NCBI's taxonomy places the organism in Eukaryota, Metazoa, Mollusca, Bivalvia, Ostreida, Ostreidae. The transcript has 2 exons.
GAAGUAAUCUCUCAGCUGGCGCUGAUCAAACAAUCAAUACCGCCGACUACACAGUUUAUCAGAGUCUGCAACAAUAGGAGGCGGAUUGAUCUGUGAGAAAGCUUAUACACGCCAAACAUCGCAUGAACCGGACGGCCCUGUCUCUUACCCCCGGGAUGAGUGACAAGGGAGACUCCGGCCACGAGGAAAGUGACGAGGGGGAGGACAUAUUGGAUUAUAAUUCCAUUCUACGGUGCCGUAUUUGCUGCCAAUAUUACCGGAAGCCCCGGAUCUUACCUUGCGGCCACACGUUUUGCGAGGAAUGCCUGAUUCAGCUGAGGGACAAGACGUCCCGGGAGUGGCGCAUCAAGUUCCCCCUGAGGAACAAGCACGGGGACGGGGGGACCCUCCACUGUCAGGCCCCGGGGUGCCGGUACUCCAUGAAGCUGAUGAACCUGACCCGCUGGGCUCCGCGUAAUAGAGUGGCAUCGGCGGCCUUGAAAGUGUUCCAGAGAAAUGGUGCUGCUAAAACGACUGCUACCCCUAAAACAUCCGAUGAGUCCUUGGAUGCUUUAGACUCUCGUCCACAUCAGAUGAAUAACAAGAUCUCCAUCACAACAGCGAACGUCACAAAUGGGCAAAUCAUGAGCAAAGUGGAGUACAAAAAUCAUAACAAUAACCAAAUUGCCAUUGCAAUGCAGUUACAUCACAGCACUAGGCAUGGUGCCGCUGCCCCAGGAUACUGUGAUAAGGAAGAAGGAAACUCCAUCUACUCUACAAUUAUUUAUGAAGCUAUUGUUCAGAGCGGUUUUGGAGCGACAAAGAUCAUUCACGUCCCGCCUAAGAUUGUCCAGAAUUGGCGGUCAUUUGCGUUUGUGGUUGGAUUGCAAGCUAUAGGUGAAUGUUUUUCGUUCCAAUAAAAGUGAAACUUUCGUGCAUUGGUAUUAUGUGAUAAUGCUGCGUAGAUUUUUCACUUUGUGAGUUUCUUUUCAUUGUGGAUUUUCGAUGUUGUGGCGUAUGAUGCCACACAUGCAUUUCGUCUCAUAAUGAAAAUGAUGUUGAUAUGUGGUGAGAUUUUGAUAUUGGAGACCUGUGAUAAAACAUGUUGAUGUGGUGUCUCGUAUACUUUAGCAUGACAUGCUGUGUCCUUGAUUAUUUCAAAAUAUUUACAUAUGCCUAUUGAUGUAUAUUCAUAAAUAAAUUGGUGAAC